Molecule: messenger RNA, 576 nt
Organism: Echinococcus granulosus
Lineage: Eukaryota; Metazoa; Platyhelminthes; Cestoda; Cyclophyllidea; Taeniidae
Product: Elongation of very long chain fatty acids protein
Exons: 1
Coding region: 1-576 (191 amino acids)
Biological process (GO): fatty acid elongation, monounsaturated fatty acid; sphingolipid biosynthetic process; fatty acid elongation, polyunsaturated fatty acid
Cellular component (GO): endoplasmic reticulum membrane
Molecular function (GO): fatty acid elongase activity
Source: RefSeq, a predicted model, not a curated record
AUGCCAAAAGGAAUUUCCGAACGAUGGAUGCCCCUUGAUCCCGAUCCGAGGUCAGCAGCCUAUCCUCUGAUGGAGAGUUUUUGGCCAACGGCACUUAUCUCUCUGGCGUACGUGGUCGGUGUCUAUACGUGGAUGAAGAUAGCCGCUCCAAAAAAGAAAAAGGCCUCAGCAAAUGGACAUGCUAGCAAUGGGAAUGCUGUCAACAAGAAACAAGUUGCCAAGGCCUCCUCUUCUUCUUCCUCCUCCUUCGAUUCUAUCAAAAUCCUUAUGGUGGCGUAUAACAUCGCAAUGGUCUUCUAUUCCGCCUUCAUGGUGAUUGAAGUACUUGAUCUGCUUCGGCUAACCGGCUACGGUCUUGGCUGUGUCGAAUUCGACCCAAAGGAUGACCCGGUUCAACGGCGUUUCAUCCGAGUGGGGUACCUAUUCUACUUCUCCAAGUUCUUAGAACUCCUCGAUACUCUAUUUUUCCUACUGAGGGGCAAAUAUGACCAGGUCACCUUCCUUCAUGUUUUCCAUCACGGUGCUAUGCCUCCUUCAAUCUGGUGGGGUAUUAAAUACGCUCCAGGUGAGUUUUGA